AUAGAAUCAAAUUUCCAUCUAAGUUACUUUCUUUUUAAAUACAUUGUAUUAUAAACUUAUUUAAAUAACAACUUUUUUUCGUCCGAAAGUAUGGCUUCGUUUGCACCAUUGAUUACAUCUUUACUUAAGAAGUACAAACACCCAGAUGUUACUAAGACAGAUGUUUUGACUGCGCUAACAGCAUUUGGGGACUUGAGACCAAAAUUUGAGGACUUUGUGUUUAACGAUGGCAGUACUAGGCAGCUUGUGCAACUGGAUGGAACCAUACCUGUCACCUACAAAGGCAAUGUGUACAACAUCCCAAUCUGUAUCUAUCUAAUGGACCAACACCCCUACACACCGCCGAUUGUGUGCGUAAAACCCACAUCUACAAUGGAGAUCAAGUCCGGAAGACAUGUUGACCAAAAUGGGAAAAUUGACUUGCCAUAUCUGCGUGAAUGGAAAUACCCCAUGUCAGACCUACUGGCGAUGCUCCAGAUACUCGUUAUCGUAUUUGGGGAGGAGACACCAGUGGUAACCCGCACGCAAUGGACCAAUCAGUCACUACCUAGAUACCCCGUCCAGGGAACGCCCUACCCCCCACUUGGAGGUUAUAAUACUACAAGGUUGAGCGGUCCGGUGACGGGUUAUCCCUCAAUAGUGGCAAACCCCAACCAAACAGCAAUAAACAGUACCCCAUAUCCAGGUAUGAUGCAAGCUGCAUCGUCGUCUUAUGCCAUGGCAAGCUACUCGGAUCAAACUACAGGAAGUGACUCUUCAACCAUUGAAGACGAACUUCAUGAACUUCAAAAGCUGCAAGUGUUACUGAGGUGUAAAAUGUGCAAGGUUCGGCGUGUGGCGCUGACCUUCCUGCCCUGUGGGCACUGCAUCGCCUGUGAAGAGUGCGGCUCAAAGAUACCUGGCUGCCCAAUGUGUCCUAAUAAUGGGGCUAAAGUUCAAGGAAUUGUGAAAACAAUAUUUACAUCAUAAGCCGUGGAUAAUACAGUGUGUUUAAGUUAACGUUUAUUACAGACGCAAGUUCAUUGUUGUAGACAUUUAUAGAAUGUCAUACACUAGACUGCGAAGGAAGAUGAUUUUUGUAUUUUUUAAUCUAUCGAUGCCAUUUUUGUUAUGUUAAACAAUUCUUUUAAGUGUAUAAAUAUCGCAACAGAAUAUUGCAAAAGUAGUUUCCCAUUGUUUUGUAUCGUGAUAAGAGUAAUUUUAUUUCAUUUAUUUUUUUACAAUUUAGAGAAACAAGUUGAAACAAAUGGGCGAAAAUCUAUCAGGUGUAAUUAUCAGAAACAUAUACGUUUAUUUGCACGUCUAUCAUUACUAAAUAGCUUGUGUUAAAUCUGGAAUUAAUUGACUAGUUAAAAAACAUGUAAAUAAAGUCGGUAGUUUAAUCCGUUUUACAAAGUAAUUUUCAACAUAAACAGAGGUAAAUGCAUUUUGUUGUUAACACAUGUCAUUAAGUAACAGACGCAAAACUCAUUUAUAUCAAUUAUUUCCGAUACAAUUGAUAAUGUGUAUUGUGGAUUUAAUCAAUUUUUAAACCAUGUAUUGAAUAUUCUUGCAGUGUGUUUAUGUUGCCUUGUGGUCUUAUAGUAUGUCAAGAAUGAAACACAUUUGUGAUAUUUUAUAAUAUUGUGAAUGAUGGUACACAGCUUUUAAGUAUUUUUCAUUAGUUUUUAAACUCAUAUUGCCUAUAAACAGAAAUGUUUGCUUUUUGUGUCUGAGUCUAUUAUGA
Dreissena polymorpha is the source of this 1726-nucleotide messenger RNA. RefSeq names its product tumor susceptibility gene 101 protein-like. NCBI's taxonomy places the organism in Eukaryota, Metazoa, Mollusca, Bivalvia, Myida, Dreissenidae. Gene Ontology annotation, biological process: protein modification process; endosome to lysosome transport; protein transport. Gene Ontology annotation, molecular function: ubiquitin binding. Bases 91 to 969 code for a protein of 292 amino acids. The transcript has 8 exons. Gene Ontology annotation, cellular component: ESCRT I complex. The record is from RefSeq and is a predicted model, not a curated record.